AUGUUCACAGAAGAAAAACCUGGUCAAUGCCCUGCUGCCGACCCGGACGCGAUCACCAUCUGUCUCGUAGAGUGUGAAGCAAAGGAAAAACCAGGUGAAUGCCCAGCUCUGCAACCGGACAUGGCUGGGAUUUGCAUUUUGGGGUGUGUAUCAGACUAUGCCUGUCCUGGGGACGAAAAAUGCUGCUCCAACGGAUGCGGGUACGGUUGCACAAGGCCAAAGGUUACAGCAGGGAAUCCCGGUCGAUGCCCUCCAUCAGACCCGAACGCUAUCACGAUCUGUCUAGUAGAGUGUGGUGAUGACAAUGGUUGUCCAGGAAACCAAUUAUGCUGUACCAACGGAUGUCAUGCUUCGUGCACUAAUCCUGUUGUUCCGGACAAGUGUGCUAGUGUAGCGUGUCUUGCAAUCUUCUGCGAGGGUCAGUAUAAACCACCAGGGGAGUGCUGCUUCGUAUGUCCUUGUUUCUAUAAGGGGAAAAAGUACAAAGAGGGUGAAAGCUUCAUGGAAGAUUGUAACAACUGCACAUGCGGUUUUAGUGGAGAAGUUACCUGUACUAAGAAAGUCUGUGGUGGCUCUGGUAAGAAAUAG
Dreissena polymorpha is the source of this 588-nucleotide messenger RNA. RefSeq names its product perlwapin-like. Gene Ontology annotation, molecular function: peptidase inhibitor activity. Lineage: Eukaryota; Metazoa; Mollusca; Bivalvia; Myida; Dreissenidae. The record is from RefSeq and is a predicted model, not a curated record. Gene Ontology annotation, cellular component: extracellular region. The coding region runs from base 1 to 588 and encodes 195 amino acids. The transcript has 4 exons.